Eruca vesicaria subsp. sativa (arugula) is the source of this 264-nucleotide messenger RNA. NCBI's taxonomy places the organism in Eukaryota, Viridiplantae, Streptophyta, Magnoliopsida, Brassicales, Brassicaceae. The record is from the annotation of a GenBank genome assembly.
AUGACAAAGACAAGCUUGUUUCUAGUUGCAAUACUUCUUAGCUUGAUGGUCAUUACAUCUCUUGCACAGCCAGAUCCUACUCUUGGCGCACAGGGAAUAGAAAUGAAGGAUAAAUGUGAAACAAAUGAAUGUAUAAUAGACGCUCCGUGGACUGCUCAUCUGGAUUACGCUCCUCAUCACGACAGGCCGCCAGGUCAUUGGGCGAUUCCACCACCAAAGCUGGUAGAUGACAUUGAUACUCAUGUGGUUAAGCCAAAUUAUUGA